Molecule: messenger RNA, 2163 nt
Organism: Phragmites australis (common reed)
Lineage: Eukaryota; Viridiplantae; Streptophyta; Magnoliopsida; Poales; Poaceae
Product: polyol transporter 5-like
Exons: 2
Coding region: 215-1765 (516 amino acids)
Biological process (GO): transmembrane transport
Cellular component (GO): membrane
Molecular function (GO): carbohydrate transmembrane transporter activity
Source: RefSeq, a predicted model, not a curated record
UAUAUAUAAAACAGAGCCGAGGACUACCCAGACACCGUAGACGGACCACUCCUCAAGCUCACACGGCUAGCUAGGAGUGAAAGAGUGAGGGGUGAGGACGCGGGACGCCUAUUCGCUAGUACAACAAUAAUCGAGCGCGAGAGAGAAAGGAGACCGAGGCCGGCACACCAGGACAGGACCUCGUCCCCGCCUCCACACCGACACUUGCUUCGCCAUGAGCACGGACGCCGUCCCGGUCGCCGUGGUGCCGGCGAAGCGCCCGCCCAUCAACAAAUACGCCUUCGCGUGCGCGCUUCUCGCCUCCAUGAACUCCGUCCUCCUCGGCUAUGACAUCUCGGUGAUGAGCGGCGCGCAGUUAUUCAUGAAGGAGGACCUGAAGAUCACAGACACGCAGAUCGAGAUCCUCGCCGGCGUCAUCAACAUCUACUCGCUCUUCGGUUCGCUGGCAGCCGGCUUCACCUCCGACUGGCUCGGCCGGCGGUACACCAUGGUGCUCGCGGCCGCCAUCUUCUUCACGGGCGCUAUACUGAUGGGCCUCGCCCCGGACUACGCCAUCCUCAUGGUCGGCCGCUUCGUGGCCGGCGUCGGCGUCGGCUUCGCACUCAUGAUCGCCCCCGUGUACACGGCCGAGGUGGCGCCCACCUCGGCUCGCGGCUUCCUCACUUCGUUCCCGGAGGUGUUCAACAACUUCGGCAUCCUCCUCGGCUACGUCUCCAACUUCGCCUUCGCGCGCCUCCCCGUCCAUCUGAGCUGGCGCGCCAUGUUCCUUGUCGGCGCCGUGCCGCCUGUCUUCCUCGGCGUCGCCGUCCUCGCCAUGCCGGAGUCGCCCCGGUGGCUGGUCAUGCGGGGCCGCAUCGAGGACGCGCGCCGCGUCCUGCAGAAGACCUCCGACUCGCCCGCCGAGGCCGAGGAGCGGCUCCUUGACAUCAAGAAGGCCGUCGGCAUCCCCGAGGGCGUGUCCGACGCCGACGACGCGGUCGCCAUCGUCCGCGCGAAUAAGGGCUCGCAUAGCGAGGGGGUGUGGAAGGAGCUGCUGAUCAACCCUUCCCGUCCCGUGCGCCGCAUGCUCGUGGCCGGCCUCGGGCUCAUGUUCAUCCAGCAAGCCACGGGCGUGGACUGCGUGGUGAUGUACAGCCCCCGGGUGUUCGAGCGGGCCGGCAUCAAGUCCAAGACCAACUCGCUGGGGGCCUCCAUGGCGGUGGGCGCGUGCAAGACGUUUUUCAUACCAAUCUCGACGCUACUCCUCGACCGCAUCGGCCGGCGGCCGCUGCUGCUCGCGAGCGGCGGCGGGAUGACCAUCUUCCUGUUCACGCUGGCCACGUCCCUGCUCAUGAUGGACCGGCGCCCGAAAGGUGAGGCGACGGCGCUGGGCGCGGUGAGCAUCGCGGCGAUGCUGUCGUUCGUGGCGUCGUUCGCCUCGGGGAUGGGCCCCGUCGCGUGGGUGUACUGCUCGGAGAUCUACCCGCUGCGACUGCGCGCGCAGGCCGCCGCCCUCGGCACGGGGCUGAACCGGAUCAUGAGCGGAGCCACAACUAUGUCCUUCCUCUCGCUCUCCAACUCCAUAACCAUCGCCGGGAGCUUCUACCUCUACGCCUGCAUCGCCGCCGCCGGGUGGGUGUUCAUGUACUUCUUCCUGCCGGAGACAAUGGGAAAGAGCCUGGAGGACACCGUGAAGCUCUUCGGCAAGGACGCAGACGACGAGGACGUCGGCGGCCGUCACGAGCGCAAGAAACCCACUGAGCUGGGUGCUCAGGCUCAGCAGUGAAUCAAGUACCAUGCAUCCACGUGUCCGACACGCGAUCCAGAGUGUGGCCGAAGCUUGCUGUUCCGAAAAGCUUCGAUGAUAUGUUUCGUGUGGUGAUAAUCUUUAGAUCCUGCCCACCUUACGUUAGAUUUCUGGGUUUUUCGAUCUGAUUCUUGCUCACUCGUUAUUGGCCGUAGCCAACAUGUAGAGACACUGAGCCUGGUAUUCCAUGCGUUCAAAACGUCACAGCCACCGUAGCCGUUUUUAGCUCUGCCUUGUGGACUGCAAGCGUGACAGAUCUUUGUGAGUUCUACUGUGGCAGUGUCUAAACUGUACUGGUGAGCAGUGUGUCUACUUAUGUACAUAUGCCUGUUGUUAUAUCACUAUGAGUGGGCCAUCCUUGUGUCAUUCUGUGGUUA